AUGGCGGCUGCCGCCUCCCCCAUGGCCCCCAGCGGGGGCUCGCCUCCAACAGGUGGUGGUGGAAGCACGGGGACCCCCGGACUUUUGCAGCCCCGCUGGAAACGAGUCCUGGGCUGGUCGGGCCCUGUGCCCCGGCCCCGCCACGGCCACCGGGCCGUGGCCAUCAAGGAGCUGAUCGUGGUCUUCGGAGGGGGCAACGAGGGCAUCGUGGACGAGCUGCACGUCUACAACACAGCCACAAACCAGUGGUUCAUCCCAGCCGUGCGGGGGGACAUCCCCCCUGGCUGUGCCGCCUACGGGUUCGUUUGCGACGGGACCCGCUUGCUGGUGUUUGGCGGGAUGGUGGAGUACGGCAAGUACAGCAACGAUCUCUAUGAACUUCAGGCCAGCCGCUGGGAGUGGAAAAGACUGAAAGCCAAAACUCCCAAGAACGGGCCUGCGCCCUGCCCACGCCUCGGCCACAGUUUCUCGCUAGUGGGCAACAAGUGCUACCUGUUUGGGGGGCUGGCCAAUGACAGCGAAGACCCCAAGAACAACAUUCCCAGAUACCUGAACGACCUCUACAUCUUGGAGCUGCGUCCGGGGACUGGCGUGGUGGCCUGGGACAUCCCCAUCACCUACGGGGUGUUGCCUCCCCCACGGGAGUCCCACACCGCUGUGGUGUACACAGAAAAGGACAACAAAAAAUCCAAGCUGGUCAUCUACGGUGGCAUGAGUGGCUGUCGUCUGGGCGACCUGUGGACGCUGGACAUUGAUUCUUUGACGUGGAAUAAGCCCACGUUGAGCGGAGUAGCUCCUCUCCCACGCAGCCUGCAUUCGGCCACGACCAUCGGGAACAAGAUGUAUGUGUUUGGGGGCUGGGUGCCGCUCGUCAUGGACGACGUGAAAGUGGCCACGCACGAAAAAGAGUGGAAAUGCACAAACACCCUGGCUUGCCUCAACCUAGACUCCAUGGCCUGGGAGCCCAUCCUGAUGGACACGCUGGAGGACAAUAUCCCACGGGCCCGAGCCGGCCACUGCGCUGUGGCCAUCAACACUCGCCUGUAUAUCUGGAGUGGGCGUGACGGCUACCGCAAGGCGUGGAACAACCAGGUCUGCUGCAAGGAUCUCUGGUACCUUGAGACAGAGAAGCCUCCGCCGCCUUCUCGGGUGCAGCUGGUCCGUGCCAACACCAACUCCUUGGAAGUGAGCUGGGGCUCCGUCCCGACCGCUGACUCCUACCUGCUGCAGCUGCAGAAGUACGACAUCCCGGCCGCCACCACGCCGGCUGCCAACCCUGUGCCCUCCGUGCCUGUCAACCCCCCCAAGAGCCCCGCUCCCGCGGCGGCCGCCCCAGCCAGCGCCGUGCAGCCUCUGGCGCAGAUGGGCAUCACCCUGCUGCCCCAGGCCACGGCUGUCGCCGCCGCUGCUACUGCCGCUGCCCCCGCUCCGCCGACCACCACCGCCACCAUCCAGGUGCUGCCCACCGUGCCUAGCAGCCCGAUGCCAAUGCCUGCUCCUGUGGCCGCUGCCGCCGCUGCCAGCCCCCGCCCACAAGCGGUCCCCACAGUGCUGAAAGUCACCGGCCCGCAGGCCCCCACAGGGCCACCGCUGGUCACAGUGCGUUCGGCAGGGCAGGCCGGGAAGGGCCCGGUGACGGUCACGUCUCUGCCAGCCGGGGUGCGCAUGGUGGUGCCCACGCAGACCACUCAAGGGACAGUGAUCGGCAGCAGCCCUCAGAUGAGCGGCAUGGCUGCUUUGGCGGCCGCGGCUGCCGCCACUCAGAAAAUCCCGCCCUCCUCCGCUCCUACCAUGCUGAGCGUCCCCGCCGGUACCACCAUAGUGAAGACGGUGGCCGUGCCUCCCGGUACCACUACGCUGCCCACCACAGUCAAAGUGGCCUCUUCUCCCGUCAUGGUGAGCAACCCAGCCACCCGCAUGCUGAAGACGGCAGCUGCCCAGGUGGGCACCUCGGUUUCGUCCACCACCAACACACCGACCCGGCCCAUCAUCACCGUGCACAAGUCAGGCACCGUCACCGUGGCGCAGCAGGCUCAGGUGAUGACCACAGUGGUCGGUGGGGUGACCAAGACCAUCACGCUGGUGAAGAGCCCCAUCUCGGUGCCCGGCGGCAGCGCAUUGAUUUCCAACUUGGGCAAGGUGAUGUCUGUCGUUCAAACCAAACCUGUUCAGACGUCAGCCGUGACGGGACAGGCAUCCACUGGCCCCGUGACCCAGAUAAUCCAAACCAAAGGGCCCCUGCCCGCGGGCACCAUCUUGAAGCUGGUGACCUCGGCGGAUGGCAAGCCCACCACAAUCAUCACCAGCUCCCAGGCGGGCGGCACGGGCACCAAGCCCACCAUCUUGGGCAUCAGCAGCGUGUCGCCGAACACGACGAAACCUGGCACCACCACCAUCAUCAAAACCAUCCCCAUGUCGGCCAUUAUCACUCAGUCUGGAGCUACAGGAGUCACCAGUAGCCCCGGGAUCAAGUCCCCCAUCACCAUAAUCACCACCAAAGUGAUGACGUCCGGCACCGGCACCCCGGCCAAGAUCAUCACAGCAGUGCCCAAGCUGACCACGAGUCACGGGCAACAGGGCGUGACGCAGGUGGUGCUGAAAGGAGCCCCGGGACAGCCCGGCACCAUCCUGCGGACGGUCCCCAUGGGGGGCAUGCGGCUGGUCACCCCCGUCACCGUCUCCGCCGUCAAGCCCACCGUCACCACCUUGGUCGUUAAAGGGACCACAGGGGUGACAACUUUGGGCACCGUGACGGGCACCGUCUCGACCAGCCUGGCGGGGACCGGAGGGCACAACACCAACGCCUCCCUGGCCACCCCGAUUACCACUCUGGGGACCAUUGCAACGCUUUCCAGUCAAGUCAUCAACCCGGCUGCCAUCACGGUCUCGGCAGCGCAGACCACCCUGACGGCAGCGGGUGGGCUAACCACCCCCACCAUCACCAUGCAGCCUGUCUCCCAGCCCACCCAAGUCACUCUGAUCACCACGCCCAGCGGAGUCGAGGCCCAACCGGUGCACGACUUGCCCGUCUCCAUUUUGGCUUCGCCCACCACCGAGCAGCCCACGGCAACGGUCACCAUUGCCGAAUCGGGACAGGGGGACGCCCAGCCGGGCACCGUCACGCUGGUGUGCUCCAACCCACCUUGCGAGACACACGACACCGGCACCACCAACACCGCCACGACGACGGUGGUCGGCACCCUGGGCGGGCCUACCCAGGUGCAGUUUGUGUGCGAAGGGCAAGACGGGCUACAGCCCAACGGCAGAGUGGUGCGAGUCUGCUCCAACCCGCCGUGCGAGACCCACGAGACGGGCACCACCAACACGGCCACCACUGUGCUGAGCGCCAGACAGAGGGUCUGCUCCAACCCGCCUUGCGAGACCCACGAGACGGGCACCACCCACACGGCCACCACCGUGCUGAGCGCCAGGCAAAGAGUGUGUUCCAACCCGCCUUGCGAGACCCACGAGACGGGCACCACCAACACGGCCAGCACGUCCCGGACGCAGAGGACUCCCGCGGAGCCCCCCUGCCAAACGUUCCAAACCAGCUCCACUAGCACCACCAUGACCGUGAAGCCCAUCGUGGGCACGGGCCCGCUCGUCUGCUCCAACCCGCCGCACGAAACCCACGAGACGGGCACCACCAACACCGCCACCACGGCCACCUCCCUCAUGGGCCGGGGGCAGCCCGACGGCAGCCAGAAAGAGCCAGCCAACCCUCCGUGCCAAACGCAGCAGACCAGCUCCACCAGCACCACCAUGUCUGCCAAAGCAGACAUGCCGACAGAGCAGCCCUGCACGGUGCGGAUGGUGAGCUCCCUGCUGCAGACGCCGGGGACCGCUGCGCCCAGCGCCGCCCCGAUCCAAGCCGGCGAAAGACGACCGGCCCCGAGAACCCUCCAGUGCGAGUCCCACCACACCCAUACGACCAACACGGCCACCACGGCUCGGUCCCUCAUGGGCCGAGGGCAGCCCGACGGCGAGUGGGUGGGAUCCGCCAACCCCCCGUGCCAAACGCAGCAGACCAGCUCCACCAGCACCACCAUGUCUGCCAAAGCCAACGUGCCUGCCAAGCAGCUGUGCGCGGCCCCGGCCGCCUCACCGGAACCGGCCGCCAGCCCAGCGCUCUCCACUGCCGCUUGCGAAACCAGCGCCGCGAACACGCGCCCUCCCACGUGCUCCAACCCGCCUUGCGAGACUCACAAGACGGGCACCACCAACACGGCCACCGUAGCCGCUUCGAGCAUGGGCGCGGCCCAGCGGGUGUGCUCCAAUCCCCCGUGCGAGACCCACGAGACGGGCACCACCAACACGGCCACCACGGCCACCUCCAGCAUGGGCACGGGGCAGCAGCAGCUGUGCUCCAACCCGCCUUGCGAGACCCACGAGACGGGCACCACCAACACGGCCACCACCACGACCUCGAACGUUGGCGCCGGGCAGCAGCAGGUGUGCUCCAAUCCCCCGUGCGAGACCCACGAGACGGGCACAACUAACACGGCCACCACCUCCACGUCCAGCAUGGGCAGCGGGCAGGGGGAGAGCGCUCAGCAGGCGCCCGUGGCUCCGCCCUGUGAAACGCAGCAGGCAGCCACCGCUGGCACCACCAUGACGCCCGGCGUUGAAGACCAACCACCUGCGACCAACGGCCAGCAGGGGGAACCGGAGAGCACGGUGACGGAGAGCACAGCCGCCGGCAGCCCCAGUAGCGUCUCAGCCGCCAUCCCGUCCACCCAGACCAGGGCCGUCACCACCGUCACGCAGUCCACACCCCCGCCAGGACCCUCGGUGCCGAGCAUCUCAUCCCUGGCCGAGGCCCCCCCUGAGGAGGCAGCUCCCCCCACCGAGGCUCUGGCCGCCACCAGCACGGAGGCCCUCCCGGGAGCUGCAGAGCCACUGCGGCCCCCCACAGAAAUGCAGGCAGCGGCCCCCGAGCUUCAGGACCCGGCCCCUGCCGCCGCACCGGCGCCCGCACCACCCGCAGAAGGCCCCUCGCCAGCCGAAAGUCUUCCCCAACCGGACCUCCCGGCUCCCGUGGAAGAGGUGCCUCCGGCCCCAGCCGCCCCCACCCAGGAGCCCGUGACGAUGGUGGUGCUGCCCCAGACCACCUCUGCGGCCCCCCCGCCUUCCGAGGUGGAGCCGCUGGCGCUGCCCCAGGAGCUGAUGGCGGAGAGCCAGGCCGGCACGACGCUGAUGGUGACGGGCCUGACGCCCGAGGAGCUGGCAGUGACGGCCGCGGCGGAAGCCGCUGCGCAGGCAGCCGCCACGGAAGAGGCCCAAGCCCUGGCGAUCCAGGCUGUCCUGCAGGCAGCCCAGCAGGCCGUGAUGGGCUCCGGAGAGGCCAUGGACACCUCCGAGGCGGCGGCACAGGCCGAAAUGAGCCACCUGGGCUCGGAGGGCCACGAGAGCCAGCCCACGGCCAUCCCCAUCGUGCUCACCCAGCAGGAACUGGCUGCCCUCGUGCAGCAGCAGCAGCAACUCCAAGAGGCCCAGGCAGCGGCGGCGGCAGCAGCGGCCGCUGCCUCCCAGCAGCAACACCCGCCUCAGCACCCCUCCCACUUGCCGACGGAAGCGUUGGCCCCCGCCGACAGCCUCAACGACCCAGCCAGCGAGAGCAACGGCCUCAACGAGCUGGCCAGCGCCGUCACCAGCGCGGUCGGGUUGCUGCCCUCCACGCCCACGGAGAGCCUCGCUCCCUCGAACACCUUCGUGGCCCCGCAACCCGUGGUCGUGGCCAGCCCGGCCAAACUUCAAGCGGCGGCAGCUCUGGCCGAAGUUGCGAACGGGAUCGAGCCCUCUCCAGUGAAGCCGGAGCCCCCCGCGCCACCCCCCAAGGUGGUCGUGAAGAAGGAGAACCAGUGGUUCGACGUCGGCAUCGUCAAGGCGACCAACAUGAUGGUGACGCACUACUUCCUGCCGGCGGACGACGCCCCCGCUACCGAGGAUGAUUCAGGGACUCUCCCCGAUCAUUCCCAACUCAAGAAGCAGGAGCUGCAGCCCGGGACGGCGUACAAGUUCCGCGUGGCGGGCAUCAAUGCUUGCGGCCGGGGCCCCUUCAGUGAAAUCUCCGCGUUCAAGACCUGCCUGCCCGGCUUCCCUGGAGCUCCCUGCGCCAUCAAGAUCAGCAAGAGUCCAGAUGGAGCCCACCUGACUUGGGAGCCCCCCUCGGUGACUUCUGGGAAGAUCACUGAGUACUCGGUCUACCUGGCCAUCCAGAGCGCCCAGGCCGGCGAGCCCAAGAGCGCCGCCCCUGCCCAGCUGGCCUUCAUGCGGGUGUACUGCGGGCCCAGCCCCUCGUGCCUGGUGCAGUCCGCCAGCCUCUCCAACGCUCACAUAGACUACACCACCAAGCCUGCCAUCAUCUUCCGCAUCGCAGCCCGCAACGAGAAGGGCUAUGGCCCCGCCACCCAGGUCCGGUGGCUGCAAGAGUCCAGUAAGGAUGGCUCCAUGCUCAAACCAGCCAACAAGAGGCCGCUUUCCUCACCUGAUCUGAAAACCGCUCCAAAGAAGCCCAAGGCAGAAGGACAGUGAAGGGCGUCCCCCCCCCCAGCUGUCCCCCCUCCUGCCUGCUCUGCAGCUUCCGCCUGAACCUCGCCCACCCCCCAGUCGAUCACUCCUGCGCGUGGAGGGAAGAUGGCACACCGCCGAAAGCACAUUUCACACACUGUGGGGCUGGACGAUCAGGGGCGGGGCGGGGGGC
Messenger RNA from Heteronotia binoei (common prickly gecko), 6703 nucleotides. It is a transcript of the gene HCFC1, whose product is annotated as host cell factor C1. Gene Ontology annotation, cellular component: histone methyltransferase complex. The record is from RefSeq and is a predicted model, not a curated record. Gene Ontology annotation, molecular function: transcription coactivator activity; protein binding. Gene Ontology annotation, biological process: chromatin remodeling; regulation of DNA-templated transcription. Lineage: Eukaryota; Metazoa; Chordata; Lepidosauria; Squamata; Gekkonidae.